CACCGUGAUUGCACCAGUUGUGCAAGCAAGGCCAACUACAUGCCCUGCAUAGACCUAUCAAAUUAUGAUACGACAGCGCACUUUACAUUCAAGCUGACCUUCUUAACAUUUCCUCAGACAUGGAACUGAGCAGGUAGCAUGUCUCUGAGAGACGAUUCUAGAACAUAACCAAAUGCCAUGUAAAGGGGACCACGAGAGGGAGGGCGACGAUCCUACAGCAGGAAAGCGGGCAACGCUCAAAGAGAAUGCCAAGAAGUUCAUAAUCCGAACAGCAGGAGUUUCUCUCACUUUAUUGUCAGCAUUAGCGGGUGCUAUCGCGGGAGUGUUCUUCAAACUAACAGGUGAAAUGGAUUCAUUCGAAAUACUAGUAUUUCGUGGCCUCGCGACAUUUGUUUUAGCUGUGACGUGCUCGCUUUACAAGAGGAAAACAGUGCUAUUAGUAAAGAAUCGCCAUCUUUGGUUCGCUGCGACAGGAAAUGCGCUCAGUAACGCCCUCUUCUACUUGUCUGCGUCGCAUAUGAACUAUGGGGACACAAGCGCAAUCUUUCUUCUUUGUCCGAUUCUGGUAGGCAUUAUCGGUCAUUUUUAUCUCAAGGAACUCUACACUAAGGUGGACGCUGUAAUCACUGUUGUGAUAAUUUUCGGCGUACUGCUGGUUAUCCAGCCGGACUUUCUCGUCAGGCUUUUAUAUCCGAAUAACGAUGACAACUUCAAAGACGUCACCAACAGGAACAUAACAAACGCCACCAUUUUGAAAAAUAAUCCGAACACCUCUGAAGGAUUCAAUACGACGAUUUCCUUCAACGGAAUCGUCAAUGGAACUAAAAAUUCAACGGAAAGUGUGGGAAAUGACAAACAGCAAAGUCUGGUGAUUUCUCGCGAGAUUGCAGGAGUAAUAGCACUCGGUGCGGCUAUUUCUGUCUCCUGCAGCUUCAUUUUUGUCCGGCGCUGCGGGAAGGUCUUCUUUCCGACGGCGUUGGCACAAUAUAGUCUUACCAAUGCAGUUCUCUCGGCUAUCCCAGCCACCGCACUCGGGUUGUGGCAAUUCCCUCCAAGCCCCUUGCAAUGGAUUUAUCUCUCUUGCUACAUAUCAUCUGCCCUGCUUUCUCAGACGUUAUAUUUGGCGGCUUUUCGGAAAGCUCAUGCAGCUUUGGUGUCUACAGUCUUAGUUUCAAUUAUCCCGAUGACGUAUUGUUUACAACUCGUGGUUCUCGGACAUUACCCAACGGUGCUGCCCUCAGUGGGCGCAGUGAUAAUCACUUGUGGCGCGCUGGUGUUUAGUUUAUUGAGAUAUCGCCGCGAACGAAGAGAGACAGAAAAGCAAAAGAAGUUGGCUGCCGAGGAAAUGAACUGUGUUGAUUCGGUGGAACUUGUAGCCCUGACUGGUUCGCUGACCAGAACAAGGGUUAACAGACACGAUAGGGAGAAGGGAAGUGCUGACGACGGUCAUGACGGUGGCUGACAGAUACACACCCCACGCAGUUCUGUAGUCGUGUAAUGUACAUGUGUAUUUUAAAAAGAUA
This is a messenger RNA of Lineus longissimus, 1523 nucleotides long. RefSeq lists its product as uncharacterized. The record is from RefSeq and is a predicted model, not a curated record. NCBI's taxonomy places the organism in Eukaryota, Metazoa, Nemertea, Pilidiophora, Heteronemertea, Lineidae. The transcript has 2 exons. The coding region runs from base 173 to 1462 and encodes 429 amino acids. Gene Ontology annotation, cellular component: membrane.